UCUCUACUUCUCUCUCUAUAUAUAGAAAUAGAUCAUAUUAUGCAUGGCAAAGAGAUCCUUUAAACCAAGAGAGUCUUAAUCUUCCCCAUAAAUGAAAGGAGGAGAAGAAGAAGAAGCAAAAGAGCUUGUGUAUGGAAUAAACAUAGAAAUGGCAGAAAGAGGGACGAAGCUUGAGCUAACAGUAGAUGAAGUAGUAGAAGGUUACGUAGGAUCCCUAGGAAUCUCGCAGAUACUGCAUGUAUUGUUAGUAUCUCUGGCUUGGAUCUUCGAUUCUCAGAACGCAUUGGUUACCAUCUUCAGCGAUGCACAGCCACCUUCUUGGAGAUGCAUAUCGCCACCUUUCCAUUCGGGUAAUUCUACGGCAGAGAUGGCACCUGUGUGCAGCUCCGUCGUCGGUGACGGCAAAGGGGGUGGUGGCUCUGUUUGUGGGCUGCCGCCGGGGACAUGGGAGUGGGUUGGUGGGAAUAGGAGCUCUACUGUUGCCGAGUGGGGUCUCAUCUGUAAUCGAAGGUUCCUUGCUGGCGUACCUGCUUCACUCUUCUUUCUUGGUUCUCUUUUGGGGUCAGGUGUUUUUGGGUUCCUAGCCGAUGCAUAUCUGGGUAGAAAAAGAGCAGUGCUUCUCUCAUGCAUAUUAACCUCUACAACAGCUUUUCUCACAUCCCUCUCACCAAAUAUUUGGAUUUAUUCACUUCUCCGCUUUGCAAAUGGAUUUUCUCGUUCAGGAAUCGGCAUUUGCUGUCUUGUUCUAUCCACUGAAUCCGUUGGCCGGAAAUGGCGUGGCCAAGUUGGCCAGUACGGCUUCUUCUUCUUCUCUGCAGGCUUUCUUUCUCUUCCUUUAAUUGCCUAUCAUUGUAGAACUUCUUGGAGGAGUUUAUACCAAGUCAUUUCACUUUUUCCCCUUGUUUACUCUCUCCUGUUUCUCCCUUUCGUCUCCGAGUCUCCUCGUUGGCUUCUCGUAAAAGGCCGAAGCAAAGAAGCUCUUGAGAUAUUGCAGAGAUAUGCCAGACUCAAUGGCAAGAAGCUGCCUUCUAAUUUAACUCUCGCGAAUCCUUCAGUAUCUCAAGUGGGUGGCGAAGCAUUAGCUGAAACUAAGGCAAAUGAUAAGGAAAGCUUGUGGAGCACUAAGUGGGCUGCUAGAAGAAUGAUCAUGGUUAUGAUAACUGGCUUUGGAGUUGGUUUUGUUUAUUAUGGUAUUCAACUAAACGUUGAAAAUCUCAAUUUCAAUCUCUAUUUCACAGUUGCAGUGAAUGCAUUGAUGGAAAUUCCGGCAGUUGUUAUAGGAACUGUACUCUUGAGCUUCACAAACAGGCGUCUUCUAUUCUCUCAGUCUGCGUUCAUAACUGGUGUUUCCUGCAUUCUUUGCAUCGUUUUCUCGCGUGGAAGACGAGCAAAGGGUGAUGAAUCAGGUGGAAGUUGGCCUCAACUUAUACUUGAAGGAAUUGGAUUCAUGGCAGCUUCAACAGCAUUUGAUGUUCUGUAUAUUUACUGCGUUGAGCUUUUUCCGACAAACGUAAGAAACUUUGCUGUUUCGAUGUUGAGGCAAGCUUUGAUGUUGGGGGCUUCAAUAUCACCUGCGAUGGUUGUGAUUGGUCGAUUGAGCCCAUCACUGUCAUUUCUUGUCUUCGGAGUCCUAUCCAUCUUCAGUGGGAUUUUGAGUUUAUGGCUGCCUGAGACUAAAAAUGCUCCUCUUUAUGAAACCCUAAAGCAGCAAGAAGAAGAUGAAAAACAAAGUAAUGAAGUACAAUGAUUCACAGGAUAUGCAACUGGUGAAGUAGAAGAUAACCUAGUACUUCUAGAUGUACAGAUAUUUGGUAUUAUUAUGGAAUGCUUUGGCAGAACAUGGUAAUUUGGUGUGGCUAGAGCAGAAGUCUCAUAUUAAGUUUGUAAUAUGUAAAACAAAUGAAUAAUGUCGAAUCCGUCAAUUUAAAAUUUAAAAUAUUGAUAAAAAUUUAUAGAUA
This is a messenger RNA of Manihot esculenta (cassava), 1958 nucleotides long. RefSeq names its product organic cation/carnitine transporter 1. Lineage: Eukaryota; Viridiplantae; Streptophyta; Magnoliopsida; Malpighiales; Euphorbiaceae. The record is from RefSeq and is a predicted model, not a curated record. The transcript has 2 exons. Gene Ontology annotation, molecular function: transmembrane transporter activity. Bases 92 to 1747 code for a protein of 551 amino acids. Gene Ontology annotation, biological process: transmembrane transport. Gene Ontology annotation, cellular component: membrane.